CUACAGUUGGACUUGUUGGUGGCUUUAAGAAAGUAAUAUAUGCAUUAGUAACUAAGACAAUAAAUGUAAAAUUUCUUAUGAGUAGUCCUAUCACAAACUGAACCGUUGGACUCUGAAGUAGUAAAAAUUCGUACCAAAGACUAAGAAAGCUUUACUUUGAAGAUGAGAACUAACCUACAUUUAAUAUGUAAAACUGUUAAAUGCAAGAGUGUCCUUUUUGAAUAAUGUGACGGAGGUCUUGACGGCUUCCUUCGCUUGACUGGUUGUAUAAAGCAGUGACCGACUAAGAAUUUAGGUUCAGAGCCAAUUUUUUACAUUUUAGACUGUCUAAGCCGCAAGUAGUUUUACUCAGCAAAGACAAUUAGAGAUUGCUAUAUAGAGCCUCUGCCAGCAUAUAUAAUAUCAGAUGACUAUUCUCAAUAAGGAAUACUCGUAAAUUAAAAGCCAUAGAAAAGUUUGUUAUUAAAAAAAAGGUCUCGACAAUUCUUGAAGAAGAUUCGGUUCUCAACUCCUGGAGACCCAAGGGUUAGUACUGGAAUAUCGAGAAGGAAAAAAAAAAAAACCCCGGCUUGAAUGACAAAAAAGUAAAGACUCUUUUAUUAGGUUACCUCUUACUUCUUAGGUUCUCUAGACUUUAGACCAUUACAGUGACAAUGAAGAAGAAGAUUUUAUUCACACAAAAGAAGUUCAGAAAACCGAUAUGUGGAUCUUUGAUAUACGUUCUUUCUUGAUUAGUUUCACCAAUAAGAUAUUUUUAUGGCUGAGGAAGUGGGUUAUGGCCUGAGGAAAUGUAUUUUAUAAUGGAAAACUAUAAACUGAGCUGAUCUGACCUCUAUCUCCUGUAUGCAAUUAUAAAAGCUCUGGCCAACCAAAAUAUCAUUUAAGGGUCUCAUGAACAAAACAUUAUUGUACGGUUAAAAGGGUUGAGCAAACAAUGAUAUUAAAUUUUUUGGCUGAAAAUUCUAUUUUAGACCCGGAACUUAUUGUUCAGCAUUUUAUAAUAGUUACCGCUUACAAUUUUAUAUUAUAACAGUUAAGUGAUUAUUUUCUCUUCCUCUUCUGCUCUCUAUAUGGUUUAUUUUCAUGACUGGAAGCGCGCAUGCGCACUGAAUGUAAACAAUGGUACACCGGCAGUGGAAUGGAAGUAUUCACUCAUAGCAAAAGCGUAAACAGGAAGCACAUGGUACACACCAACACAUUCACAUAAGCACACAUACAUACAAACAGAGAUAUAGAUAUUGAGCCAAGCAGGGGUGUUUGCGCUAAAAACGAAUGCAGUAAAAAAAGGCAAUCAUUAAAAUACGAAAAUAGAAGUAGAACACAAAGAAGAGGAAGCAAGCAAGCAUAAUUAUGUGUACAAAAAAGGUAAAAAACAGUUGAAAGGCAAAACAGAACGCUGUGCAUUAAAAAUAAAACGCUCGAGUGCUUCACACAUACUUUCACAGUUAAGUAAGUACACAAAAGCACUUGGGGACACACACACUUAUACACAUAUACACAACGUACUCAAAGUGGGAAGCUAGUGAUUUUAUAGUCCUCCGCAAGGACGUCGGCAACGGCACAAUCGACACGCAGUCUUUGUCAGUCAUUCACACAGUCCGAGCGCGGGACGGCCAGCGCUGUUGUCGCCACUUAUUUAAACGUUUGUAAAAUGCUGUAUCAAUUGCAAGCGCAGCUACAAAAUGCUACUGAAAAAAUAUGUCAAAAAUCGACGAAAGUUGAAAAUACUCUUUCUGCUCAUGGUCAUAGCGCUGAUUGUGAUUACCGUGGUCAUACUGAACAUCUCGCCAAAUGUGAGCUCCACUGAACGCGUGCUCGACGAACGCUUCAUAGCGCGCAUCUAUGGCGGUGGCGACGGCGGUGGUGUCGGUUUAGUCGGCAGCCAAGACGGCCGCUUAGAGCAGCCACCACUGAAAUCGCCGCGCCAAAAUGGCGUUAUUGUGCCCGAAAAGUAUGACGAGCACAAGGUGAAGGCGCGCAUAGCACAGGAACGUGUGUUGCAGCUGCGCCAGGAGCAGCAGCGUAAUGCCAUUAAUGCGGAUGAGGAACACACCAAGCUGGAUGCCGUCACGACGGGUGUGCAUAUUUUCUACAGCGCACCUGUCGCCUGGUACAAGACGAAGAAGCCGCAGCUGGUCGCGCCACAGUUACAGCUGCGUGGCGCCGCCAAAGAGCUGCUGAACGAUGUUUCCGACGCCGUCCUAUUAUCAUCAUCAUCAUCACCAAUCUCAGGUAUAACAUCGCCAAUAACUACGACGACGACAGUAAAACCAGUGCGUAUACUUAACACCGCAUUCUAUCCGGCCUUGGGAUUGUAUAAGCCCACAACCAGUUUGCUGCAAAAGCAUUUCGAUAACAUACACAAUUGCGGGAUUGGCGUGCUUAUACUGAGCUGUAGCGGCAAAGCGGGCGAGGUGGAACUCUAUCGACAGCUGUUGGAACUGGCGCCCAACUAUAAUUUGAGCAUUACCUUUGAGAUUAGUGUGGCGGGCAAUCAGAGCGUGGAGUUUUUGCAGCAGCAAUUGGAGGUGGUGCGUCGCUACGCCACCGCCGAGAGUUUCUAUCGUAUUUAUUCGUUGUCGCGUAAGCGCUUGGUGCCAGUGGUUUAUGUAAGCAACGCGUAUAAGUUGAGUGAAACGCCUGCUGGUCGUGCUUUGUGUCAAACGCAUCCGGAGACGUUAAGGCGCAUUUUUGAUGCCUACUUUAUUGGGCAUAUUCGCCUCAAAAAUCAUGUGGAUAUCAUGCGACGCCUUUGCUUCGAGGGUUUUUACAAUAAAUUACCAAGUAAUGGCGCCACAUUUGCGAGCACCUGGAAGAAUUGGUCAUAUUUGAAAUCUUUCGCAUUAACAUACAAAAUGUUAUUUGUGCCCACAGUGGGACCAGGUUUUGCGGAACGUAAUAAAUUUCCACGACACGGUGAUAUACAAAGGCAUCGCAGCAAUGGCAGGUACUAUGGCGUCGCUUGGCGCACCGCUAUACUAAACCACGUGGGCUUCAUUAACAUCGCCAGCUACAAUAACUGGCCGGAUGGCAGUCAAAUCGAGGAGGUUAUACCGAAAGCUGGAUUUCUGGACUAUAAUCCCGGUGCGAAAACUAAGUAUAUCGAUUUAACAACACAUUGGGUGGGUAAUUUUUUAAAGACGCGUCAUGAGGCGGCCGCUGUUGCUGUUCUCGGUCAGCCAAGUUGUUAUGAAUUCUUAAAUAAUACAAUUUGUUGAAUGCCAGUUAAGCACGAGGAAAACUUAAACAAAAAA
Molecule: messenger RNA, 3254 nt
Organism: Bactrocera oleae (olive fruit fly)
Lineage: Eukaryota; Metazoa; Arthropoda; Insecta; Diptera; Tephritidae
Product: glycoprotein endo-alpha-1,2-mannosidase-like protein
Cellular component (GO): Golgi apparatus
Molecular function (GO): alpha-mannosidase activity
Source: RefSeq, a predicted model, not a curated record